Molecule: messenger RNA, 2684 nt
Organism: Pseudophryne corroboree (corroboree frog)
Lineage: Eukaryota; Metazoa; Chordata; Amphibia; Anura; Myobatrachidae
Gene: MORN4
Product: MORN repeat containing 4
Exons: 6
Coding region: 203-655 (150 amino acids)
Biological process (GO): response to axon injury
Cellular component (GO): cell projection
Source: RefSeq, a predicted model, not a curated record
GAGGAGCCGGCGCCGGCCAAUGACAGGUGGCGGUUAUCGACGUUGUCAUAGCGACGGCCAUCGGGCUGUGCAGACGGGUGCCGGAGGGAAUGAGCCGGGACCACAAGGCUGGGAGCCGCCGAGUCAGGGAGCACUGUCUAUGGGGAGCCCCGAAGGCCCGGGCCCAGAGCAAUUUCACCAUCACCUGUAACCCACUGGCAAUAUGACGCUGAUUAAAGCCUCUUUUACCUAUUCCACUGGGGAGGAGUAUUAUGGAGAAUGGAGAGAAGGUCGGAGGCAUGGCGUUGGCCAGUUACUGUUUGCUGAUGGCACCCUCUACAUAGGCCAGUUUGAGAAUGGACUUUUCAGCGGUUUUGGGGUUCUGAACUUUCCAGACGGCUCAAGGUACGAAGGGGAGUUCGUUCAAGGAAAAUUCCAGGGCACAGGUGUAUUCACUCGCUAUGACAACAUGAAGUUUGAGGGAGAGUUUAAAGGGGGCCGGGUUGAUGGUUACGGACUGCUGACGUUCUCCGAUGGUUCCCACGGCGUUCCAAGGAACGAGGGUCUCUUUGAGAAUAACAAGCUGGUAAAGCAAGAGAAGUGCCAAGCGGUGAUCCAGCGGGCUUUUAUUCCCCACCUUCCCCAGACACCAUCCUUGGUGGAAGCGGGGCAUUAACUAAUGGAUAUCCUGGCCUGCAACAAUUGAUGUGAUUCUCCACCACCACCUCCCUUCCCCUCACUGCCUCCUCAACAGUUACUUUUGGCGUUACCGGCAGGAGGAUUUUGAAUUUUCGGCUCCGGUGACACCUUGUGGAUUACGCCCGAAUGAAUAGAGGGCUACAGACGUUUGCUUAUCUUGCAAAUGGCUUUGGACCAAAAUAUGAGAUCUGCUCAUUUGGCUGAUGGGGGUCCUACUGGUAGACACAGGGUUUAGUUCUGUAAAUCACAUCUCGGAUCUCUGAGUAUGUGAUGCACUGCAAGAUACAUUUAUAUGGAUCUGUCAGGGAGAAAUUAGAACAGGACACUUCUGCUGAUCAAUGUGGAGGUUAAUACCAGGUAUAGAGACUUGUUAAAAAGAAAACAAUAGGCGUUUUGCAAAGCAUUAUUAUUGCGUGCCUGGUGAGACGUUUAUCUGUCUACACAGUGAAGGUCUGCCAAGAGACACCUGGUGGGAGUGACGUGUAAUCGUCUCACUAAGUGUGCAUUUGUUAGACGGGUUGAAUGUAUGUGUCUUCGAUCACUGUCCUAUGUGUAUCACAUGUGUCGAUAACUUAUUUCACUUCAUUGUUUAAUGACCGCUAAUUAGCUAUUUAUUGUAUUGCAUGUGUUUAGACUCUGCCAAAACCUACUGUUACCCUGUUAAAUACUGUAUGGGCUAUUUAUGUGCAAAAUGAAUGAGAGCUCCGCGUUCCGUCACCACCGCUGACCGCACAAGCUACGGUAUUGGCAGUUGGUUUGAUAAUCAUAGUGAGUUAAAGAAGAAGAAAUGUCACAAGGUUUAUUAGUGAAAUGUUCUACUAAAAAAAAAAAAAAUCCAAGAAUUACAAAAAUGUCGAUAAUGUUUGUGUCUGAUACAGUGUAACAAGGACCUCUGUACAGAUCAUUGCUGGGGUGUGUCAGACAUAUUGCCUAAUGUACUAGCAGGAAAGGACCAAAGACUGACUGUAUAUAGUUGCAGAAUAUACUGUAUAAUUUUACGCAAACAAAUCGCUAGCUAAAUUCUUUAAGGUGCUAAUUUGUCCUUAAAUAUGUACAUUUAUAUUUUUUUAAAUAUUUGAAGGGUUGGUUUUUUGUUUUUUUAUUUUGUUAGACUGAUCCAAAGUAAUAUACUCCCCCUCCCCCGCAUAAUGCGACGCAUUUAUGUACAUGCAGUCUUGGGACGAGCAGUGCUAGUAGUAUAAUUUAAACUGCAGCUAUAUAAUGUUACCUGUAUGUCAGCCGGUUGCGGCUUAUUUAAUACACUACAAUCCCAUAAUGACCAAUGAAACUGUAGGUAUUAUUUUUCACCUGCAGUCUAGAAAAUCAAAGCCAGGAGCUGAAUUAUGUGCAUUACAUGUACUAUAGCCCGAUGUCGUCCAAAAAGCCCAAUAGAGGUAAUUGAACAACAAAUGAUACAGAGUGUAACGAGAUGAUAUUCUGAAUGCAUUGAGCGAAAGCAACACUUGGAAAGGGGAGAUGGCAGAAGUGCGGCAAGAGACCGCCAUUAUAUGCUAUGUAUUAAACCCAUUUAUAAUUUCAUUACUUAUUAAAAUUUAAUGGAGGGCAAGGAUUGCAAAUGGGCUUAUGUUUUUACAAUUCAGGGAACGUGGCCAGUUGCUGCAGCAUUUGACAUGCGUCACGAAUCCUCCAGAACAAAGGACAUAGCAACAUGAUAUUACCGAGCCCCCAGUUUUCCGUACCGCCGCGGUUUCGCUGAAUCGGUUAUGGGUGGAAUUUCAAUCUCGCAUCUACUUUUUUAUUUUUGCAUGUGAUUCUGAGAAUCUCCGGCGGCAACAUGAAGCUCUUUCCUGUACAUAGAGCCUUAGGGUUAUCUGCCUUAAGUAUCAUCAAGUGUGAUGAAAUCUAAUCAGUUUUGUGUGUGAUUAACACUGCAGCAUUGUGUUACUAACAGAUGAUGAUUUCCCCAAGAGUUGCUGAGAAUGGAUUCAGUAGCAUGGCUCCUGUGCUUCCGGGGGGGGCGUCUAGCAAUUCUGAAUGUGUAGUCC